AUGAGCAACAACGACCGUCAAAGACUCCGCCGCGACUCGUUGCAAUCAGAUGGCCCGCAGCCAAAGAAACGCAGGACCCAGCCACAACGUGCCGGUGAUGAGAACGGGCAUCAGCUUUGUUCCGAUGAAACUUACGAUCAUGCGAAGGAAGUAACGGAUAGCGCAACCAGAGAGGAACCAGCAGGUCCGGCAUGUUGCUCUUGUCGGAAGAAGAAGGCCAAGUGCUCCAGGACACAGCCCUGCACCCAGUGCGUGCGCUUAGAUAUCGCAUGCACGUACAACGAUGCAAAGCUGAAGCCAGGGAUGCGCACAGGCGCAAUUGAGAGUCUGACCCAGCGAGUGGCGACACUUGAAAAUAUGUUUCUGGGGCAGAGCGUGAUCUGGCAGCAGAUAUGGAAGAGUCUGAACCCCGACACGUUGCGUACGGCAGACGAACCCGGUCAAUCCCAAGACGGCGUAGUUUCUAUGAAUGGUCUUGCUGAAGACCUAAAGGGAAUGUUGACCGAUUUGGCUGAUUCAGUGCAAAAUGGCCAAGCCCAGGAUGAUGUCUCCGUUGAGAUUCAGCUUCCACGUGCAGAAAAUUCGGCGUUGGAUGAAGAGCGGCCGGACCAACAACGGCAAGUUCCACGGAUAUCAGAGACAUAUCCUUCUGAUGACGCUCUUACCCCACUCUCCGACCAGCUCGUUGAUUCUCUCAUUGAGAUUUAUUUUGACAAAAUCCAUCCCUGGAUUCCAAUGUUACAUACUAGCCACUUUCGAGCCAUGUUAAAGAAUUCUGCUGAGCGACAAAGGCAUGCCAAUAUCCUUCAUGCCAUCAUCUCCUUGUGUAUGAGAUUCUCCCAGGACCCUCGGCUUGACGCAAGCCCAAAUCUACGUUCCAGAUAUGCAACUCAGAGUAGGCAGCGCGUCAUACUUGCUAGCAUGGAGUCGUUCUCGGUCGAAAACCUACAAGCUCUCAUCAUCUGCGCAUUUGACAUUAUUGGUAGUGGCCGAGGUCCUUCUGCGUGGUCUAUUGUAGGGAGCAUGACGAGAACUGUCGAGCAACUAAGGCUCAGUGUCGAAGAAGAUGAGGACGAGAAUGGCAAAUCAUCUACCAACAGUCUAAUCCGACGCAUGGCCUUCCUUGCACCCAGCUCAAGCUGGACAGAGGCGGAAGGGAGGCGGCGUGUUUUUUGGAAUGUCUUUCUAAUGGAUCGAUUCUGCAGUAUUGCGACGGGGUGGAAUCUUUCCCUCACGACUGCAGAUGUGAAAAGGAGACUACCCUGUGAGGGAGCUCUCUGGGCGAAGACUGACAAUCUGCCAGUGCCAACUCCAUACUUUGGCGUGUCUGAUCAAUCAUAUAAUUCUUACCCGCUUUCGGCGCGACGCACAGACGAGCAAGAAGAGGCAUCAUUGGGAGGUUUUGCUUAUUGCAUUGAAGCCACGGAGAGUCUCAGUCUUGUCACGUCCUUCUUUCUUCAACACGAGUUGAACACCUCUGAGCGAGAUGAUAUUCAGCGGUGGCUCAUGCGUUUCAAACAGUUAGACCUCCGACUAGUACAGUGGAAGGUUCUUCUCCCUGAAAAAUGGCGCGAGGCGUGUGUCCUCAACUCCGACGGGAACAUGGACCCAAAUCUCACCCUCGCACAUAUUACUCAGAACACGGCUGUAGUGCUCCUUCACCAAGCAGUUGCAUACCCAAAACCAAAGUGGCAAAGCAUGACCGCCGUCAAGCCCUCUUCCUCAAGUGCCGAGACUUGUCAAGCAGCCGCAAAGGAGGUGUCCAUCAUCGCCCAAAAGUUUCUCCAGAACUCCUCUAUUCCUACUAGUCCUCAGUUUGCUUUCUGCUUAUUCGUAUGCUGCCGCAUGCUCAUCACGCAUGCCGCUUUCUACAAUGCCCCCCUAUCCACUGCGUACGACUCACUUGUUACGAGCCUCGAGGAGAUAUCACGCCGCUGGAGCGGACCUCACUCUUCCAAAGAACCCAACUUAGCUUCUCGCUUUGCCUCCCGCUUGAUCCAAGCCCGGAGGGAAGGUGCCCCGCAGGAAGAGGAUAUCAGAGAGUCAGCGUUUGCGGAGCAAGCAAGACCCUUACAGUUGACCCGUCGAGGCCAAGCUAUGACCUUGGGACCCGAGGACAACCCCCUUCUUGAAGGAUGCCCAGCUGGUUCUUUGCCCUUUUUCGAUAGCAGUGCAAGUAGUCACAACAUUCCUUUCAACCAAUAUAACAAUAACGAUGGCUCACCUGACAGCAUAUCAUUGGCCUUCCCGCCAUUACCAUUGGCUUUCCAGGGAGUUGGCGAUCAGAAUCAAGGGCUAUCGCAUGCUUCUUUGAUGGGCCAGACCGACGACUCUGCGGGGUUUAUAUUGAACUUGGAUAAUUUCGACUUGCUUGACCAAAGAGUGAGUAUGUUCAGUCAUGCCAAUUCGAAAUCAGAUUUUAUGUAG
Clonostachys rhizophaga is the source of this 2427-nucleotide messenger RNA. The record is from the annotation of a GenBank genome assembly. Lineage: Eukaryota; Fungi; Ascomycota; Sordariomycetes; Hypocreales; Bionectriaceae.